This is a messenger RNA of Gongylonema pulchrum, 1554 nucleotides long. The record is from the annotation of a GenBank genome assembly. NCBI's taxonomy places the organism in Eukaryota, Metazoa, Nematoda, Chromadorea, Rhabditida, Gongylonematidae.
AAUGUUCGCGAAAAUCGUGAAUGGGAACAAAAGGUAAAUGAGAAGGAGAACAAGCUCCGGGAGUUACGCCUGGUGAAAAAUCGCUUGGAGGAUCGUGUUGCAGAAUUGGAACAGAUGCUGGCUGUUGAACAUGGAAACGCGCAGUCCAUGAAUGAGGCACUUGAGCGAGAAGUAGAGCUUCGGCUACAGGUUGAAAAACAGGUUCUGGUGCUUCAGCAGCGUUUCCACGAUUCAAAAGAGGAUUCGCGUAUAUCUUCAUCGUGCUCGUCUCAUUCUCGUGUUGACCAGAGCUUAUAUCUCGACGCUAAGACAGUGGAAUUGCAAAAGGAAGUUGCGUCUCUUAAAGAAAGUGAUUCAUUGCAACGACUGAGAGCCCAGAAGGCUGUACAGAGACUCAAAGAUGUUGAAAAUGAGCUGAAAGAUCUUGCGGCAAGAAAUAAUAAUCUGAAAGCGGAAAAUGGUGAAUUGCGUCAGACCAUUGCGAAGUUACGGAAGGAAUUGCAAGGAGCGAGAGAGGCUGUUGAUGGAUCUACAGAUAGUGAACUAAGCUCAUUGCAGCGGGUGAAACGUUCUCUGGAUUUGAAAUGCGUGGCACAGGCAAUCGUUCUGUUUAUAUACGUUACGUUAAUUACAUUAUGCAUUAUUAAAAAACUGAGCUGUUUUAAGGAAGAAGAACUCAGUGAAUUUAUGGAUAAGCUAGCUGAUUUGCAAGACACAAAUUCGUCGCUUGUGAGGCAAAAUCGCAUGCUGGAGGGAAGAUCCCGCGAUAUUGAUCAUUACAAUGCCAGUUUCGAAGCUUCAUCAGGCCAUUACAAACGUGAUUUACGGAAGGCUUUAGCCCUUUUGCGUGAUACGCAGCGGGUUUUGUUACGUGAACGUGAGAACUCUUCGAACCAGUCGAUAAUUUCUCAAUUGCAAGAGCAGUUAAUGGAUGCAGAAGCAGCAAAACUGAGUGCUCUCAGAGGUCGUCAUUCUCUUGAAAGCGAACUUGCUGAAAUCAAAGCCCAACUGGAAGCGGCUCUGACAGCGAAAAAUGCCGCUGAGGAUAAGGCAUUGGUUCUUUUCAAGGAGAAAAGCAGUGCACUAGCUUUGGUUGAAGAACAAGACGAGCAGAUGCAGAAUCUUCUCAAAAAAUAUAAAGGCGCUGUGCAGCAGAGUGCCGUUGAUUCGAUAAAAAUCGCGGACCAGUUCGAGCAGAUGUCUGAUAUGGAGAAGGAGAAGGAGAAACUGCGCGAGCAGCUCAAUGACGUGUCCAGUGCCCUGGAAUAUCAUCAGCAGCACUCGGUGGAGAAGCACAAGUUGCAGCUUGCUGAACAACGAAUACGUGAUUUAGAAGCAAAGGUUGAACUAGAGGCCUCUCAGAAGCUCAGAUUCGAGGUAAUGAUAUCAGAAGUUCCCGUACAAUGUGAACAGCUUCAUCGAAAAGCUUUUUCAUUGGGGAGAUUAGACAGUAAUGGAGCGAGAGAAGUUAGAAAUGGAAAAGCAGGCACUGACAACCGAGCUGAAGUGUUCUGGGAAACGCCUCGAAGAGCUGCAGAAGGCGCUGAUGGAUGA